This is a messenger RNA of Callorhinus ursinus (northern fur seal), 1283 nucleotides long. The record is from RefSeq and is a predicted model, not a curated record. Lineage: Eukaryota; Metazoa; Chordata; Mammalia; Carnivora; Otariidae.
AGGAAGAGAAAAGGUAAAGCAUGCAAAGAAACUGGAGCCUCUGAAGGCAACUCGUGGGCAUUUGCAAGGCCUUUAGAGGUGUAUAGCACUGAUUUGUUACUAUUUCCUAUUUAUACAUUAAACUGUUAAUGCCUUUCUUUUCUCACUGAUGAAAAUAUAACCCUACCCCUAACAACCCAACCCAACCCAUUCCUAUCCACACAAUGGACCAAGAGUUGAGUGAGAAGCAAAUCUGAGAACGGGAGUGCUGAAAGGAAAAGGAAGAAGAAGGUUUGCAGGGACUCUUGCUCCUUGCUGCUCAAGAAAUGUCUUCACUUUCAGAAUAUGCCUUGCGCAUGACUCGUCUGAGUGCCCGGCUGUUCGGUGAAGUGGCCAGGCCUACUGAUUCCAAAUCCAUGAAAGUGGUGAAACUGUUCAGUGAGCAGCCUCUGGCCAAGAGGAAGGAGACUUAUGACUGGUAUCCAAAUCACAACACUUAUUUUGCGCUCAUGGGGACUCUACGUUUUCUUGGCCUCUAUAGAGACGAGCACCAGGACUUCAGGGAUGAGCAGUUGCGUCUAAAGAAGCUUCGUGGGAAGGGGAAACCAAAGAAAGGAGAAGGGAAAAGAGCAGCAAAAAAGAAAUAGUGUUGGUCCAUCAGGAGAACAAAGUUCUUUCUCAGCAACUGACAGCAGAAGAAGGUGUAUUUAUCUUUCCACAUAUUCAAGGAAUGUAAGCUUCCGAAAUUGAAGAUUAUCUGGAGGAACACAAUCAUUUCUGUGUUGAAGUCCAGUCCAGUUGAAUUGUGACUGGUUUCCUGGACACAGUCUAAUUCUGCAAAGUUAUUUUGGCCUUGGUUUCAUACUCUGAUGUUUACCUCUUUCUCUAAAGAAAUGAAUGCAUAGGUGAUUGAAGAAUGACUCAUUUGGUAUGGGAAUGGGAUGUUGGGGACAUGGGGAACUUAAAUGAGCAUCCUUUAGUCUCCCCAGGAUCCCUUCUUGCUUCCCCACUACACCAGCCCUGAACUCUUCCAUCCCUCUGGCUGUUCAACCACUGUCUCCACCACCGAGCUCACAAACUUCAUGUACCUCUCCACAUACUCUUGGAGAGUAUCUACUAAGAUAGAUUUGUGGGAAAAGUAUCUACCUGUUAAGAGAGUACUGAGUGAGUACCUGCUGGGCCCUAAUAAUAUCAUGGUUAGCAAGAAAAAACAGUCCCUACCUCAUGGAACUUUCAGGCUUGUGGGAAAGACUAGUAUCAUUACAGAAGUAAAAUUGUAUUAAAUGCUACAAAGGGAAAAUCCA